This is a messenger RNA of Sardina pilchardus (European sardine), 2592 nucleotides long. Its product is annotated as GTPase IMAP family member 8-like. The record is from RefSeq and is a predicted model, not a curated record. The transcript is spliced from 3 exons. Bases 932 to 2218 code for a protein of 428 amino acids. Lineage: Eukaryota; Metazoa; Chordata; Actinopteri; Clupeiformes; Clupeidae. Gene Ontology annotation, molecular function: GTP binding.
GAAAGCCUUGGAAUAGCCUACAGGCGUCUCAAACAAGUUUGUAUGCUAGCCUAAGUUACGCGGUUCGAUCUGAUGCACGCAAGAAUAAUAAGAAGCCUGUGAAUUUCAAUAGAGAUGCAUCACCUCUAGUAAUUAUAGCCCUAGGUCAAAAAGGACAAGUAAGAACACACAAACAAUAGGCUUCGUGAGGUAUCAAGGUGCAAGGUAGCCUAUCCUUUCCAAAAAAGAAUAAUUAACCGUUCUUAUGACUUCCACGGGGCAAAGGUGCGUUUCUUAACAGCCUCUUGAAACUUUCUUCUCUCAACUUAAAGUCCGAAAAUAGCCUGCAAUAGAAUAUCCCAGUAGCCAGGGCGCAGAAGCACAGUCCCCCAACAACAGGCUGACUGCGAAAACGAAAGUCAGGUAACGGUAACGCCCUGAUGCGUCUGAUCCUUUACCGUCGAAGAUUGAUAGGCUAUUUUGUAUGCAACUCGGGUCGAUAGUUUUUACUGUAGCCUAGGGUAGUCUGUUUACCGGCAGACAAAUGAAGAAACGAAGCGCACCUUUCGAAAACUUAUCUUAAACUUGUCUUAAGAGCUUGAGCUGCGAAAUAGCAUCUUUGAAGUGCGUCUCAGAAAAAGCACAGAUUCCUUUCGCUAUUUGGCUGCGUUAAGGAAAGUGAAGGCUGGAUCAGCUCAGAAAUUCGAUGCAACGCACUGUUUCCAACAAAUGGAAUUUAGGUUUUAAAUUCCAAACAAAUGUACAAACCAACUGCAGCCAUUAGCCUUCCUACGUUUUUGCGGCUCUUUGGCAGAAAGGGUAAAUUUUCCCGCUUUGCCUAGACUAGGCCUACUCUAUCUGAGUCAGAGAAGCUCCAUCGACCGAACUACGUCACACGAAGAAAACACCGGGAAACUAAAGCAAUUUAUUUCAGGAUUGCUAAUAUUCAGGCAUGGCUGCAGAACCUCUAACCAUUGUCCUUCUGGGCCACACUGGAAAUGGGAUAAGUGCUUCAGGAAACACCAUUCUUGGAGAGAAAAUGUUUGAGUCAAAACCAUUUUUUAAACCAGUUACAACAAAAAUCAAAAAGGAAAAAGGAGUGUUUCAAGGAAAAAGUAUCUUCGUGGUUGACACUCCAGGGAUUUUAACUGCUGGGUCAGAGCAGAAUUUGAAUGAAUACUGUCAGGACCACCUUCAGUCAUCCAGACUUGUGUUCCUGGUAGUGGUUAAAAUUGAUCGAUUCACCAAUGAACAGAAAAACGCUAUGGAGGCAGCGAUCAGAGUCAUCGGAGAUCAAGGGCUGAGAAACAGCUAUAUACUCUUCACUAGAGGAGAAAACUUAGAUGGCAUGCCAAUUGAGGAAUUCAUCAUUGACAGUCAAGAAGGUCUACUUCAACCUCUUGCCAAAAGGUUUGAAGGAAGGUAUCAUGUGUUCGAUAAUGUGGAAGCAGGUGAAAAACAAGUUGAAGACCUGUUUAAGAAGUUUCAGGAGCAAGGAUGCUUUUCACAAGAUACUGUUGCCAGGAGGCCUGGUCUGAGAAUUGUGCUGUUCGGUCUUCCUGGAUCUGGGAAGAGUUCAUCAGGAAACACGAUCUUUGGAUCAGUGAAAUUUCAAACAGGUUGUGACUUUAAACCAGUCACUAUGCAGAGUGCUGGUAAAACAGACACGGUGGAAGGGCGAAUGGUCACAGUGGUCGACACUCCAGGAUUGCAUGAAGGAGCUAAACAUCUGUUUGAGGAAAUCAGCAAGACGACUAUAGCGGCCGACCCAGGGCCUCAUGCAUUUGUGUUUGUGGUCAGACUUGGUAGAGUUAAUAAAGCAGACUGUCUGAUACUGGAACACCUGCCAAAAGUGUUUAGCAAAGAUGCUUUUAAGUACUCCAUGGUGCUUUUCACUCAUGGAGAACAACUGGGAAACCAGUCCCUGGAUAAGAUCAUCCAGGCUGACAACCAUGUGUCUACACUGGUCUCCCUGUGCAAUAAAAGAUACUGUGUGUUUGAUAAUACAAAGAUAGGAGACAGACUGCAGCGUAGAAGAUUCCUGCAUACAAUAGAGGAUAUAGUCAAAGCUAACAACGGAGGUUAUAUUGAAACAAGCAAAGUGACACCUCCCACACCAGAGCAACAGAGCAAAUUUACGCAGCUUUUGAAAUUACUUGCAAGCUGCUUUUGUUGCGGAUCAGGGACUAACUCUGAUGGUGAAGAUGAUGCUAUGCCAUUCAUGAAAAAGGAGUCAUGAUGUGGUAACUGUUGUCUGAUCAGUUUUCAUCAAUGUGCUGUGUAACCAUGUAGAAAAUAAGUUUCUAUUUGUGUUUGUUGAAUGCAUCAACAACAUUUUUUUUGAAAAGAGAGGCAUUCUAUAUUUUUACUUUCUAAAACAAAAAGUUUGGAUCCUUGAUUAUGAUUUGCUGAAUUGAAUUAUGAUUUGCUGUUUUGUAAUUGAUUCAUGGGAAAUUGGGAAUUGGUCUGAUGAGAGCAGGUUGACCCUCAAUCAUGUAAACCACAAUCACCUGUGUAACCUGUGUUGCUUUGUGAUGGUGAUUUUACAAUGCCUGAUAAAGAUUUGUGAGAUCAAAAAUAUGAAUAUGAAUUAAAGUUCCUGUGAGCUUCUGA